GCCAAGAGGUUUAUCCAGCCGACUCUGGAUUCGUCUCCGGCGUGCGCAGGAAUGGCGGCGCUGCCCGGCGCGGUCCCCAGGAUGAUGAGACCCGGCCCAGGGCAGAACUACCCGCGCACCGGCUUCCCCCUGGAAGUGUCCACCCCUCUUGGCCAAGGCAGGGUCAAUCAGCUUGGUGGAGUCUUCAUCAACGGGAGACCCCUGCCGAACCAUAUCCGUCACAAGAUAGUGGAAAUGGCCCACCACGGCAUCCGGCCCUGCGUCAUCUCCCGUCAGCUCCGCGUUUCCCACGGCUGUGUCUCCAAGAUUCUGUGCCGGUACCAGGAGACUGGGUCCAUCCGGCCCGGGGCUAUCGGUGGCAGCAAGCCCAGACAGGUGGCUACUCCGGAUGUGGAGAAAAAGAUUGAGGAGUACAAGAGAGAGAACCCCGGAAUGUUCAGCUGGGAAAUCCGGGACCGGCUGCUGAAGGAUGGCCACUGUGACCGAAGCACGGUGCCCUCAGUGAGUUCGAUUAGCCGAGUGCUCAGAAUCAAGUUCGGGAAGAAAGAGGAGGAUGAGGAAGGAGACAAGAAGGAAGAAGAUGGUGAGAAGAAAGCCAAACACAGCAUCGACGGCAUCCUGGGCGACAAAGGGAACCGUCUGGAUGAGGGCUCGGACGUGGAAUCAGAACCCGACCUCCCCCUGAAGCGCAAGCAGCGUCGCAGUCGGACCACGUUCACGGCCGAGCAGCUGGAGGAGCUGGAGAAGGCCUUCGAGAGGACCCACUACCCGGACAUCUACACCCGGGAGGAGCUGGCACAGAGGACCAAGCUCACGGAGGCGCGCGUCCAGGUCUGGUUCAGUAACCGUCGUGCCCGCUGGCGCAAGCAGGCAGGAGCUAACCAGCUGGCCGCCUUCAACCACCUUCUGCCAGGAGGUUUCCCACCCACUGGCAUGCCCACGCUGCCACCCUACCAGCUGCCGGACUCUACCUACCCCACCACCACCAUCUCCCAAGAUGGGAGCAGCACAGUCCACAGGCCCCAGCCCCUUCCACCAUCAACCAUGCAUCAGGGUGGGCUGGCUGCAGCCGCUGCAGCAGCUGACACCAGCUCUGCCUACGGAGCCCGCCACAGUUUCUCCAGCUACUCGGACAGCUUCAUGAAUCCCGGGGCCCCCUCCAACCACAUGAACCCUGUCAGCAAUGGCCUGUCUCCUCAGGUGAUGAGCAUUCUCAGCAACCCGAGCGCGGUGCCUCCACAGCCCCAGGCCGACUUCUCCAUCUCCCCGCUGCACGGAGGCCUGGACUCUGCUUCCUCCAUCUCAGCCAGCUGCAGCCAGCGGGCCGACUCCAUCAAGCCAGGAGACAGCUUGCCCACCUCCCAGUCUUACUGCCCACCCACCUACAGCACCACUGGCUACAGUGUGGACCCUGUGGCUGGCUACCAGUACAGCCAGUAUGGCCAAACUGCUGUUGAUUACCUGGCCAAAAACGUGAGCCUGUCCACACAGCGCCGUAUGAAGCUUGGGGAACACUCUGCUGUGCUGGGACUUCUUCCUGUGGAAACAGGACAAGCCUACUAGGGUCCCUGGGGCAACUUGCCCCAACCAAUGGCCCAGCCUAGCCCUUUCCAAGCCCCAAGUCUCCCCAUCUCAGUCCCCUCAUCCCCCUGGAGUGACAGGAGGCCAGGGAAAAAACCCUUUCCCUUCCUACAGGCAGCCCUCUGGAGAUGGACAACAGUAUGCCAUUCACCCAUGGUUAGUGAUCCAGAGUGGCUUCUUGCCUCCCCUUCUUUCUCCAGAGAGAUUCCUAGCCAUCCUGCAGUAGCCUCCAGCUCACACUCACCUUCUAGUGUCAUGGCCUUGGUCCUGUCUCAGUGCAGAGAUUGAGGCUCAAUCUGAACCAAGCACCUAGUUAUCAGAAGAAAAUGGUGCCAAAGACAAGGCCCUGGAGUCCUUGACCUCUGAGUCCUGGGUGCCCUGCACAGGUGCAGGUGGAGAUCACGGUGUCCUCAGUCACAGAGCUGGGAGCUCUCUCUUGCUUGGCAUCAGGACUGCAGCCUCUUUCACUGGACACUGAGAUGAGUCCCCAGGGUGUUCCCAGGGGAGAAAGCAGGUAACAUCUCAGCUUUACCUAGGAAUCCAGAAGACUUUGGGACUGCCCUUACACACCCUGCUGAGCAUCAGGAGACUAGGAAGAGAUUCUAGCAGUGGGUAUGGGACACAGAGGCAGAGGCUUGUUGGCCAUGGGCUAUCUCAGAAUGCCUGGUCCGAGGUCCAGCAUCAGGAGGUGCAGGACUCUUAGGCUGCAAUCUGUAUCAGAAGCUUGCCCACUGUAUUGGGCCUGGGCAGCCCACAGAACCCGUCAGUCUCCUCAACUGGUAGGAGAAGAGAAGGUCUUGAGGUGACAGGAGGCACGAGUCAGGCUCAGACUGUCUGAAUGCACGGAGCUUUCAAGUCCACACCCCUGGAGUUCUACACACCAUCUUGCUGGAAGCUGGGAACCUGCCGUAUGCAUGCUGAUGCCCUGAAAAGGGGCCUCCAUCUUCCAGCAUGUAAGGCUCUUGAUGCCAAGAGCCUUCUCGGACCAGGCAGAAUUUCUGGUCCACCCCAGAGAAGAUACUGCAGUCUCCUUGGCAUCCUCGGUGGAAGGCCAUGUCUCUGUCUUUUUCGGAAUAGCAUUUUUCAGUGAUGGCUGCCCAGUCAAAAGGCUUCUGUUGCCUCAUGGAGCACAGUGUACCUUGGGCACUGUUUUUAAGCCAUCCCAUCCCAUCCCUCCCACACUCUGGGAACAGAGGAAAAUGCUAAAAGUCUCGGCAAAGAGAACAAGGAGCCUUCCCUAAGCACCGCAGAGUCUUCCUUUGCACCCCUGUCCUCUCUUAGAGCUGGGUCUUUUGGGGGGAAAUGGACUGCUGAGCCCCCCCCCUCCUCCACAGAGCUUUUUAUCACGCUCCAUUUAUCAAAAUGGCAUCCAUUUUUACCCUCUCCCUCGCUGUAGCCUACACCCGGACCACCCUCAUCCAAUGCUGGUAUCCCACAGCACCAAAUCCAAGAACCCUGGGCCUGAUGAUUUGUUGCCACCUGUAUACAUGAGACCACCCUGUUGGCCCAGUCCAUGCCUCCUGCCCUCAGCCAGCAAGAUAUUCCUAGAGAGAGGGGCUAUAGGCUCAAAAGCCCACCUGACUUCCUUUUGCCUAGGGACCUGAGCCAGCGAGACACUGGGACACUUGUCUACAUGAACACGUGACCAAUGUACACCUAUCUUUUCAUCUCUAGACCCAUUAUCUGAAGCCCGUCCCAGGCCAUGACUAGGAUGGCUUGUAUCUGUGGUUUAGAGAAGUCUAUUAAUAACUGAGGUCAAACACUCUCUGGUAGCAUGGAGCACCAGACAGAUGGAGCUCCUUGGCUCUGUCCGGUUUCAACAGAGGAGACUUCUGGCUUCGAGGUCUGGACAGGAGGAAAGCCACGUUGCCCCCCCCCCCACCCCGGGAACUCAGAUUCUCCUUUUGAACUUCUCACAGCUGCACCCCUUUCGAAGACCAAAUGCAUCUUCCUCCACAUUCCUUGCCCCUUGGAUGCCUGGCUCUGGAUGCACCUGAGUCUCUGUUCACCAACUAUACUUUAGGAGCAGGGACCUCAAGCAGGCGACAUCCACAGGGCCCAGUCCCAGCCCUGGGAGCAACAUUCCAAUGCUUGGACCAAUCACAAUGAUCUGCCCACAAGGGUAACCACAACCAGAGACCUACUUGGGAGAAAAUGAAAUGAUUUCUCAUUCCAUGCCAUGCCGCUGAACGCUCCCCCAAGUUGCCAUCUUGGUAUAAAGUGGAACUUGUGUUCUGGGGAGAGCCUUGACCCCCAACAGCUUUUCCUAACCGUCUCAUGCUUUUGUGAAUCUGUCUCCCUUGAUCUGUAAAACUCAGCCUUGUUUGGGCAGCUUGCAACUUCACCAGCGAGGUGACGUCAGUUAGAUGAGAGGCACCAGGCCUCUCCACCACCCCUCUGGGGUUGAGCACAGCCUAGAAGAAGGCCAGUUUCCAGUGGCCAGGCUGGGCCAGAAACAGCCCCCCACCCCAAUCCCUGUAAAUAGAGUCAAUAGCAAGAUAAGAGGGGUGCCCUCCAUGUCACCUCAAGUAGCUACUGGUUCUUCUGUGGAGGCCCCUCUGAACUCAUAUUGUAUGGUAGUUCAAAAUGUGAUGUCGUGCUGUUUGUUUAUAGAACAUUGGCUUUUUAUAUAUAAAUCUAUAUACUUAAAAACAAAAAC
Molecule: messenger RNA, 4240 nt
Organism: Grammomys surdaster
Lineage: Eukaryota; Metazoa; Chordata; Mammalia; Rodentia; Muridae
Gene: Pax7
Product: paired box 7
Exons: 9
Coding region: 52-1563 (503 amino acids)
Biological process (GO): anatomical structure development; regulation of transcription by RNA polymerase II
Molecular function (GO): RNA polymerase II cis-regulatory region sequence-specific DNA binding; DNA-binding transcription factor activity, RNA polymerase II-specific
Source: RefSeq, a predicted model, not a curated record